Messenger RNA from Ruditapes philippinarum (Manila clam), 2021 nucleotides. RefSeq lists its product as uncharacterized. NCBI's taxonomy places the organism in Eukaryota, Metazoa, Mollusca, Bivalvia, Venerida, Veneridae. Bases 596 to 1354 code for a protein of 252 amino acids. The record is from RefSeq and is a predicted model, not a curated record. The transcript has 2 exons.
UAUGUAGUGCAUGUAAGGAGGGUGUACUUUUAAUAAAGGAAAAAAGUUCUCUCCGAAAAGGCAUCGUACCUUUCCUUUAUGUAGACUGUUCAAAUGAGAAAUGUUCGACAAGAAACAAGGAGUUCCCCAUUCAAAAGAAGAACGGGCAUAUAUUUGACAUUAACAAACGUACAGUGCUUGCUGCUCGAUCCUCUGGUGGCGGCGAGACCGCAGUUGCCAAGAUGUUCGCCUUUAUGGGGCUACCGCCACCUCCCACGCAGAAGAGCUGGAACAGCCAUCAGAAUGACCUAGCAGACGACAUUGAAUUCGUAGCGGAGGAGGACAUGGCUCGGGCUACUUCGGAGUUAAAGUUCAUGAAGCAACAGUUAGGGGAGUGCAACGGUCAGGAGUAUACAGACGUUGCAAUUUCGUUCGACGGCACAUGGAAUCACGUAGGACACUCGGCGUCGUUUUGUGUAGUGUUUGCCAUUUCUGUUGAUACGGGAAGAAUAAUAGACUACGAGUACAAAUACAAACUUUGCAAAAUGUGCAAAACUAUGGAAGGUAAAAAGGGCAGUCCAGAGUAUGAGACUUGGAGGGCAAACCACAGUCCUUCAUGUACCAAAACUCACGAGGGCUCGUCAAGCUCUAUGGAAGCAGCUUGUAUCCUCGACAUAUAUAUAGACGAUCGCUUGAAAAGCGCGGGCUAAGGUACACAGUUUUCGUGGGAGAUGGUGACAGUUCAUCUUACCGAAGUGUUAUAAAACAGAAUAUUUAUGGCCCGGAUAUUAAAAUCACUAAGGAGAACUGUGUUGGCCAUAUCCAGAAACGAAUGGGAAACAAACUAAGAAAGAUUGUGCAAGAAAAUAAAGGACGCAAGCUUGACGACGGAAAAUGCAUUUCCGGUCGCGGCAGAUUAACCCAUAAAGUGAUAGAUAGUUUUCAGGUGUUUUAUGGAAUAGGACUUAGAACAAACAAAGGCAACUUAGAUGCUAUGCAAAAAGCUACACGCGCUAUAAUCGCACAUUAUUCAGCCACUCCCGAAAAUCCCACCCAUGAUCUUUGCCCGAACGGCGAGGAUUCUUGGUGUAAAUUCCAAGUAGAUAAAGCCCAGGGAACAGACACGUACAAAUUCCCGAAAUAUCCACUUCCGGUGGCAGUGACAAAGGAAAUAGAACCAAUAAUUGAAGAACUUUCGUCAGAAAGUCUCCUAAAAACUUGUCAAAUGGGACUUACUCAGAACGCAAACGAGGCUUGUCAUUCAAUUUUAUGGAAAUUAGUGUCAAAACGACAAUAUAAUAGUGAAAGUGCGUACAGACUAUCAACCGCAAUGACUGUUGGGCACUGGAAACUCGGGCCAGGAGGUUUUCAAUAAGGCAUUGUGUACAAAAAUUGGAGUUAGCAUCCCAAAUCUCACUGUUAAAACGUGGCGGUCGCUUGAUAAAAAACGCAUACAAAUUGCUGAAUACAAACACAAACCUGAAUGGAAACAGAGGAGAAAGGACAUUCGAAAAGAAACACUUAAAAUGGAGGAUGCUUUUCAGAAAAUGGAGGGAAAAACGUACGAGUCAGGAAAGUAUGCAGUUUGUGCCGUAAGUGACACUGUUCGGAGAUGUAGGAAGUGCAAUAUGCCAAUGAAAGGACACAAAAGAAAUAUGUGUGUAUAAACUGUUGCAUGAAUGCUGAUCAAUAGAAUUAAGCCUCUGUACCCCACCCUCUCCCCAUACGGACGAUACCCCCUCCCAAAUUAUAGAACAACAUUUCCCCUUCCCCACUUCUAUGCCACCGUAGUCAUACCCCCCCCCCCCCAACUUACAUGUGAACUUACUACAUCACGACAUUCCAUAAACUAUGUGAGAGACUAAAUUUUGAAGCAAUGUUUGGCAGUAACUGUUGUUGCUUUACAUUCCAUGACACUUUCCAGGUGUAGUAGAUUAUUUCAACAAUGAACAAAAACACAUAUUAUAAAUAAUUUUAUUUCCAAACAAAUACAAAAAACACAAUUUGAAAUGUACAUUUCAUAAUGCAUGCCGAAAAUACGG